GGAAGUGGCCCCCUUUAUCAAGGGUGGGACCAAGACAAAAAUGGGUCUGCUGUUUUUCUCAAAGGAAAGGUAGAUACUGUCAUUGGUGAUUUGGGGCGGGGGUGAAGGCAGGAAUGAGAACAGCCCUCUUCUGAGAAGUGUGAUGAUACCCAGGGAUUUCCCCCCAAAGAUGGAAGAAGUGUGGUCCUGUUCCUGGAAGUCUUCCUGUUCCAAGACGUGGGGCACAGUUUACCCACAUGACCAGGAGUGGAGCCGUGGAGGCUGGAGGAACAGCUGGCUCAGGACAUUUUACUGCAGGGCAGAAUGUGUGGUGGGGCAUGCCUUCCUUCCUGGGGCUCUAGAGGAGCUAAGCCUCAAAGUGAGUAAACGAGCAAACUGGAGGACUGUGAUGUCACUCUAAAGAGCAGGUAAGACGUUGAGAGAGGAGGAAGAGCGGCAUGCCAGGCAAAAGGACCAGCCCACGGCGAAGUCAAGGAGGCAGGAAGGUGUCUGUUCUGUUAACCUAUGUCGAAGCCUGCUUGACCACUGGGUGGCGCUGUCCAGCCUGGCGAGAAACCCAUUAGGCUGUUGGUUCCCUGAUUUCCGGCCCACAGCCCAUCGUGGUCUUCUCCUGGUCUGUGACGUUAGCUGCGGUUCUGGAAUUCUGGUGCUGGGAAGUUUCUGUGAGGCCAGCCCAGCCCAUUGAGCCCUAUUUCAAUGAUGCCUCUAUAGCAGCGGGUGGCACUCGUCAGAGCGCUGUGGAGGAAGGUGGGGUCUAACCGGGGGCAAGUCUUUGGGGAAAUCUUCCUGCUGUCAGAUGAGAUCUUCUGAGGGAUGACAGUCUGCUCCUCACCUGGUUUUGGAUGGGGCUCCAAGUGGCUGAGAAAGGAAGGCUUCUUGGAGGAAAGUGGUGUUAAAAGAUGUGAUUUGUCAGUGGAAGAGAGAGAGGAGGAGACAUUUGGGGGCCAGAGACUGGCUGAGAGGCACCCUAGACUACUGCACAGUUUGAGGAGCUUGCCAGAGUGUGUGACCUGGGCUCCUCUGCUUCUCCUGUUGCUCCUUUUCGUCUCCUUGGGUUUCUUCACGCUCCAGCUGACCACUCUGGUUCAAGUUUCCAGGAUCCGGUGUCUGCAGAGAGAUUCGGGAGACCGUGAAAACAACAGCCUGGAUAAGUGGCUGGACACCAGGUUCCGGAGUCUGACUGAAGUUGCACAGAAGCAGAUGCAAUCAAACCUGGAGGAGAUCCUACAGCGCCUGACCAGGAUGAAUGCCACCCUGGCUGGCCUGUGCCAUCCUUGUCCUCAGAAUUGGGAGUUCUUCGACGGAAGCUGCUACUUCUUCUCCUGGACCCAGAGUGACUGGAGAUCUGCCGUCUCCGCCUGUCUGCUUAUUGGGGCCCACCUAGUUAUCAUCGAGAGUACUGAGGAGGAGAAAUUCCUGAACUUUUGGUAUGCCAGAAAUAAUAAACCCACCUGGAUCGGCCUCAGCGACCACCACAAUGAGGGGUCCUGGCGGUGGGUGGAUGACAGUCCUGUCCAACUCAGCUUCUGGAAAAAAGGGGAGCCCAACAACCACGGAGAUGAGGACUGUGUGGAACUGCACAACGAUGGCUGGAAUGAUGGCAGGUGUGUUACAGAAAACCCCUGGAUCUGUGAGAAGCCCUCGGCUCCCUGCCCAGACCUCGGAGAGUUGCUGCCUCCACCAUCCCGUCCCGCCCCGCCACCCCCCGCCCCCCAUUAGCAGAGAUCAGCUACUGGAACAUGCACUCUGAGGGUUCUUCUUGGGCCCCACCCCUUUCUGUUUUCCCCUUUGGUGAAUGCCCAUCCCGUUACUAUUCAGAAGACUUUGAGAUCCUCUAAGAUUAAUCUCUGCACAAACUAUAGAUCAUUUUUCUUCAUCUGUCGAUAGGCUCACCUCCCCCCUCUGUCCCUCCAUGGUAUACCCUUAAUAAAGUCAUACCUUGCA
Odocoileus virginianus texanus is the source of this 1944-nucleotide messenger RNA. NCBI's taxonomy places the organism in Eukaryota, Metazoa, Chordata, Mammalia, Artiodactyla, Cervidae. The record is from RefSeq and is a predicted model, not a curated record.